Phyllostomus discolor (pale spear-nosed bat) is the source of this 3769-nucleotide messenger RNA. RefSeq names its product VPS37C subunit of ESCRT-I (gene VPS37C). The transcript is spliced from 5 exons. Gene Ontology annotation, biological process: ubiquitin-dependent protein catabolic process via the multivesicular body sorting pathway; protein targeting to membrane; protein targeting to vacuole. The coding region runs from base 1155 to 2243 and encodes 362 amino acids. Gene Ontology annotation, cellular component: ESCRT I complex. NCBI's taxonomy places the organism in Eukaryota, Metazoa, Chordata, Mammalia, Chiroptera, Phyllostomidae. The record is from RefSeq and is a predicted model, not a curated record.
GCCUAGGUCCACCCGGGCACAGUGUCCUCGCCUUGGAGCCUCACAUCUUCCGCUAGAUCACGCUCCCUGUGUUCGAGGCAUGUGAGGCUGAUUCAGUCAGGAUGCAAAGUAAUGGGGGGAAGAAGCUGGGAUCCAGCGUUGCCAGCAGCAAGGGCCAGAGGCCAGAAGCUUUGUUUUUUCAGUGUGCCAAUUGCAAACGCCCAGGGGCACGGCUGUGGAAUUCAGGGCUCCUGCAGUGUGUCACCUGGCCGCGCUGUCCUCCCCCCUCUGGAAUCUGGAAUCCGCUCUCCUGGCAGCUGUCUCUCUUGCAGGACAUGUUGAUUUCGGGUUUAAACCACAGGCCACCCAGUUUUUGACAACUCUGAAUUGCCCACUGGAAUUUAGAAGUGGGGAGAUGGCACAUGGAUCUAGAUUUGGAGCUUCCUUUGGAGACCCGCCCUCCUACCCGCCGGAGGUACGUGCCGGAGGUACGUGAGCCGGGUAGGAGCCCGUGCUUUGCGGAGGGAGACACUCCCUGCCCAGAGGCUUGGCCUCUGAGGCACCUGCCUCAUCCUCGUGGGGGCGGGGUUUGUGACUUCCGUGAUCUCUGGUGGAUGUGAAAGCUGCAGAGGAGACAAAACAAAACAAAACAAAAAGGAAAGAGAAAGAAAAGAAACCUUUUCUUCCCCUCUCAGGGCUUGGUAUCAAGGGAUACGUGACAUCCCCUCGUGACGGAGGGGACACAGGUUGGCUAGCCCCUGCCUUCCCUGUUCACCUUGUUCCCCGGCCGGUCUCCUUUGAGUCCAUGGUGUCGCCCCCAAAGGAGGUGUUUUCUUGGCUGUACCUGUGGACGCUGUGCUGCCUCCUGCCUCCCUCAGCAGCCUUUUCCUCCCAGCCACGGCUCCCACCAGGGCCCUGCUGUCGUCUGCCCUCCACCCUCGGGCUCCUGUCCCAGUGCGAGCAACCCCUUCGGUGAGGCCUCGGGGGCUGCGCGCACACCCAGCCCUCAGAGCUGUCCAACCCCCCACUUCUUACUCCGCUGGCCCCCACCCCUGUUAACGCUCCCUCUAACCACCAUCCGCUGUGAACUGUUUCGCUUUGUAAAACGAAACUGAGUUCCUGGAGAAUUAGCUUCAGGUUUUAUAUUUUAAGCCUGUGUCUGGCAUAUAGGCAGGAUGGAGACCCUGAAAGACAAGACCCUGGAGGAGCUGGAGGCAAUGCAGAAUGACCCGGAAGCCAUUGACCGGCUGGCCCAGGAGUCCCCCGAGGUCCAGGACCUACAGCUGGAACGGGAGAUGGCGCUGGCCACCAACCGGAGCCUGGCUGAGCAGAACCUGGAGUUCCAAGGUCCCUUGGAGAUCAGCCGCUCGAACCUCUCGGACAAGUACCAGGAGCUCCGGAAGCUUGUGGAGCGGUGCCAGGAGCAGAAGGCAAAGCUGGAGAAAUUCUCUUCGGCACUACAGCCAGGGACCUUGCUAGACCUUCUGCAGAUCGAAAGCAUGAAAAUUGAAGAAGAGUCUGAGGCCAUGGCUGAGAAAUUCCUGGAGGGUGAGGUGUCCUUGGAGACGUUCCUGGAGAACUUCUCCUCCAUGAGGAUGCUGUCCCAUCUGCGCCGGGUCCGAGUAGAGAAGCUCCAGGACGUGGUGAGGAAGCCCAGAGCUUCCCAGGAGCCAGCCGGCGACGCCCUUCCUCUCCGCCCGCCUCUGCCUGCCCGCCCCGUGCCCCAGGCGACGCCGCCCGCGGCGGAAGAGCAGCCGCCCCCACCGCUGCCGCCGGCUGCGCCCUCAGGAGUGCCUCCCUACUCCUUGCCCUAUAGCCCCUCUCCCAGUUUGCCGGUGGGUCCUACUGCCCAAGGCCCGCUCCAGCCGGCCCCCUUCCCGGGGGUGCCCCCGCCCUCCCUUUCCUACGGUGGUCCCUUGGGCCCCCCGUACCCGUCAGCCCAGCCGGGACCCAGGGCUGCUGCGGGCUUCUCCUGGUCCCCGCAGAGGAGCGCGCCACCCCGGCCUGGCUAUUCUGUGCCUCCCUCUGGUGCCUCUGGGCCCGGGUACCCCUUUGCAGGGGGCCGGGCUCCCGGUCCUGGUUAUCCUCAGCAGCACCCCUACCUCUCGACAGGAGGCAAACCUCCGUACCCAACGCAGCCCCCGCUCCCGGGCUUCCCGGGCCAGCCCCAGCCCUCAGGCCCCCCUCGGCCGCCCUACCCCCCUGGGCCGGCUCCCCCCUACGGGUUUCCGUCACCUCAGGGUCCUGCUUGGCCUGGGUAUUAGACAGGGUCCUGGCCCUAGGCCCUUCCCCACUUCCACCUGUACCACACCUUUGGCCCACCUACUGCUGAGAUUCGAGGUUAAAUUGGAAGUGGAGUCGGCACUCCCCAUGGACUUGGGGGACCUGGCUGGGAGUCUACGGGCCCCUGUUGUCCCGGUUGUCACGGCACUUACUGGCGUCCCCGGAGAAGGACACGCCUCCCUCCAGUGACCGCCUUAGCCUGUCCUGUGGCAGCCAGGCUGGGAGCGCAGCGCCUCUCCGUGGCUGUCUGCAUGAGUGAGCUCUGCCUCCGUGACCGGCUGCUGUGUCUGCGCUCCGGGGCACCUGAGCCCAGUGCAGACCCGUCCCGGUGGCGUGGCAGCUGGCGGGUCCUCCGGCCCCUGCUCACCCCCUCCCCAGGGAUGUGGCAUGUUCGACGUGGUGCCUUGCACCAAGGGACGCAGCUUUUUGUGCCUCUGGUCCAUUCAAGGAUGGCCUGCCCCGACGCACCGUGGCCAGGGCUGGGUCACGGGGCGAGGACAGAGGGAAAACGCUUCAUGACUUUUAGUCACGUAAAAGCCAUAACUGAACUCUGAUGAGCUGGUGUCAGAGAAACGUGCUGCAUGCUGGUUUGAAGGGCAGCAGCAGGGCCAGCGCGGUGAGAAGACGGGAUUGUGAGGGUGGACCCGGGACCUGGCUCGCUCUGGCCAGAAAAUCUGGGGGCGGUCACCUCCAACCCUGUGGCUGGAUGGACGGGAGAAGGUAGCUCCGGCCCAGGAGAUCGUGGUCAUUGGUGGGGGGGGGUCACUCAGGAGUGGAGUGCCAGGUCACCUCCCCAGCCACCCUCCCUUCCCUGGGGCCGUCCCCGCCCCUCCACCCCUCCAGUGCCUUGAAUCUCCUUCACAGCAGCCCCCACCCCUCCCCUUCCUCUGGCUCCCUGGUGUAACUCGCCCCACCCCCAACAUCCCCCUAGGACAUCAAAACAUGCCCUCACAGUCACCUCCCAAAUGGUGCUUCCUAAAACACCAUCAGUAUGUCGCAGUCCGUUUCUCGGCACCUCUCUUGUCUUCAGAAUGUAAAGGGCCAGGGCGGUGACUCCGAGCCACACGCAGCCCCCAGCACGCUGGGGGUUUUGAGCACAAUUGGUGAUAGACACGACAACAGGCCAAAGGGGGCGUGAGGAUCAAAGCAUUAACUUGGCUGUUGCAGAUGUGAACCAGGUCUCAAGGGCAGACCCUGGAGCUGCUACCAGUUAGGGAGUCAUAUGUGCCUUGAAACGUCCACUACACGAGCACCCGGAGUCUGGCGGCCUGGGGUGCGGGGGGCCAACAAGGAAACUCGACCUUCUGGUGCCUGCCCCCCCCAGCCCGUGUGCCCCCAGUGGGUGCGCAGACGAGGCGCUCGAGCCGCGCUGUCGGUCCCUUGCCAACUGUGCUUGCUUCUCAUAAGUUAUUUAUAAAGAGAAAUCACUAAUGGACUCUACUGGUUCGAGUGCUCCGGAACUGGGUGAAUGACCGCUUGUAUGUUGUAUAAAUAAUUGCCACAGUAA